UAUGUGGGGUAUACAACAUUCGGCCCAACCCUAAACUUUAGAAACCUCUCAGCUCCCCUCACUCAUAUGGAAUGCAGUUCUGAGGCUCGAAUUGAUGAAGCUCGUUGCAGAUGCGCAUAUUGUCAUGCGAUUGUUCAUCUGUUGUGACUGGAAAUCUGGAAUGAAUGACCUGUUAUUUCUGGGCCGAGGGAGGCUUCCCCUCUUGCCCAGGCUCAGGGACGGGCCUGCUCCUACUCCAUGCUUUACUUUUCGAAGACAAUUUUUCAACACUUCCAGACUGCCCUUUGUCACCAAUUAUUCAAAACCCACCUCCAUUGUUCAGCCUAAGUCUCUGACGAAUGCUGGGUAUUCUUAUGCCGCUCAUCCCAGUCUAUCAGUAUCUCUCGAAGGCUCCACACAUCAUUCCGCUAGACUAAGUGUGCUGAUGAAGAAAUUGGAAGAGCUUGGCAUUGAAGGUCACCAGUCUAUACCGGGCCAGUAUUCUCAUUUGUUAUGUCCUAUGUGCAAAGGUGGUGAUUCGGGUGAGCAUUCCUUAUCUUUGAACAUAAGUGAUGAUGGGAAUAGUGCGGUGUGGCUUUGUUUCCGUGGAAAAUGUGGUUGGCAGGGCAAUACGAUGGCUAAAGCUGAUGUUCGGUUGUCUCAUGGGAAGUUAAACCAAAUUCUUAAAGGUAAAAGAACAGGAUUGACGGAGAAGGAUCUUGGCCUAGAGCCACUCUGCGAUGAGCUACUUGCAUAUUUCGCGGAGAGAAUGAUAACUGCCGAAACAUUGAGGAGAAACUAUGUUAUGCAGAAAUCUGUUGGUGGUCAGAUUGUCAUUGCAUUUACUUACAGGCGAAAUGGAGUUCUGAUUAGCUGCAAAUAUCGCGACGUCACCAAGAAAUUUUGGCAGGAAGCUGAUACUGAAAAGAUAUUUUAUGGACUCGAUGAUAUCCAUAAUGCAAGUGAUAUAAUUAUUGUUGAAGGAGAAAUGGACAAGCUGGCGAUGCAAGAAGCUGGCUUCCACAACUGUGUUAGUGUGCCUGAUGGUGCACCUCCUAAAGUUUCAAAGAAAGAUGUUCCAACUCCAGAUCAGGACACAAAGUAUCAGUAUUUGUGGAACUGUAAGGAAUACUUUGAAAAGGCGACCAGAAUAAUAUUAGCAACUGACGGUGAUCGUCCCGGCCAAGCAUUGUCUGAGGAGCUUGCUCGCCGCCUUGGGCGAGAAAGAUGUUGGCGGGUUAAAUGGCCAAAAAAAAAUGACACUGACGACUUCAAAGAUGCAAAUGAGGUACUUAUGUACUUGGGGCCAGAAAAACUUAAGGAAACAAUUGACAAUGCGGAGCUAUAUCCAAUUCGUGGGCUGUUUGCUUUCAGAGACUACUUUGAUGAAAUUGAUGCAUAUUACCAUAGGGUUCUUGGGGACGAGCUUGGUGUAUCUACUGGCUGGAGGUGUUUGGAUGAGUAUUACAAUGUUGUACCUGGUGAAUUGACCAUAGUGACUGGUGUUCCUAAUUCUGGAAAGAGUGAAUGGAUUGAUGCUUUAUUAUGCAACCUCAAUAGAAGUUUUGGUUGGAAAUUUGCACUUUGCUCAAUGGAGAACAAGGUUCGUGAGCAUGCAAGAAAACUUUUGGAGAAGCAUGUUAAAAAACCAUUUUUUGAUGUUCGGUAUGCUGCGUCUCUUGAGCGAAUGACCAAAGAAGAAUUGGAGCAAGGAAAGGAAUGGUUGGAUAAUACAUUCCAUCUUAUUCGGUGUGAGAAUGAUAGCCUUCCAAACAUCAAAUGGGUUCUUGAUCUAGCAAAAGCUGCGGUUUUGAGGCAUGGUGUACGAGGCGUUGUAAUUGACCCGUACAAUGAGCUUGACCAUCAACGUCAAGGCAGUAUGACAGAAACAGAGUAUGUCAGCCAGGUUCUCACAAUGGUCAAGCGAUUCGCUCAACACCACUCUUGCCAUGUUUGGUUUGUAGCUCAUCCUAGACAGAUGCACAACUGGGCUGGGGAGGCUCCUAAUCUUUAUGACAUCAGCGGUAGCGCACAUUUCAUUAACAAAUGCGAUAAUGGAAUUGUAAUACAUCGUAACAGGGAUCCUGAGGCUGGGCCAAUUGAUAGAGUGCAGAUAUGUGUAAGAAAGGUCCGGAAUAAGGUUGCUGGCACAAUUGGUGAUGCUUUUUUGUCUUAUAACAGUAUGCGGGUCCGGUGGUGGUCCAGGCUUCUUGGCCUACAAAUGUGGCCUUGGUGGUGGCCAGAUCAUGGGUGGAGUUGAUAGAUUUAGUGGUGGGUCUCAUAGUGAAGCAACUAUUAGAAGAUUUGAGCGUGGAGGUGCCGGGGGUUGCGGAUCCGGCAGUGGACCUGGUGGUUCCUUGAGAAAUGGAAGCUACAGUGGUGGUGUAUUGGGUGGACGAGGAGAGUUCUUCCAAGUUAAUUCCCUCGCUAGUGUUUUGAGUGGUGGUUCGGUUGACCGUAGUGGUCGUGCCGGAGAUUUUGAUGGUGGUAAUCGACGGUGGAAAUUAUUAGGGAGCUUGUAUCAGAACUUUCGAGAGAGAGAGGAAGAAGUGUAUAGAAGAAGCUCCCUUGAAUCAGUAAUUGCCUUGGAGAAGAAGACUAUUCUAGAAGAUCUUCCUAGUAAGGGUAAUCUUGUAAAAGAAUUGAAGGAUGACAUCAUGAUUGAGGGUAAGGUUUGUGGUAACUACCCUCUGCAAGGGAGUAAUAUGUCACGUGGGAACAAGGAAGAACCAAAAAGAGACUCAAUAGAUUGGGUUGUAUAAUCAAGCUUUAAAAGUUGGGGUUGUAAAAAGUCACAAAGCCCAAAGAUUGGCCCAGUCUCAUUCAAAUCACAACUUUUAAAACAUAUCCUUCCUUAUUCUCCCAACCCACAUGUUGAUGGCCUACUUAAGAGAAAUAAGCCAGGGCCCAAAUUUGAUCAUCCCUUUUCCAACCCCCCAUUCCUAUGUCCCAAUUGUUCUACCUACCUAUCCAGCCAACAAACUCAACUUAUAAACCAAGAAAAUCUGGUUUUUCCCAAACAAGACUCAAUUAUCCAGCCAGCUUACUAAACCAAAAAAUCCUACAAUCCAACCACCCACUUCAUUGUUCAUUCAGUCCGCCAAAUCCUCUACUACUCCCAUCAAAGCUACUGAAUUUUUUUUGCCAUCCCAAUUCAAAUUCUACCCACUUCAGUCAUAGCCAGACAUUUACCCUGGAUAAGCUGCUGAGCUUUUCUGCCAUGGGCAAGGUACGUAUGCAACUGAAAUCAACGCAGGGCAAAAAGGAGAUGAAACAACACUGUAAACAGUCAGAAGGCAGUAACCACUAUUUUCGAGGUCGGGCCUGUAGUGCAAAUUACUAUCCACCUUGAGGACAAGGUGAAUGUUGGGCGGCCGGUAUUGUAAUAGACUAGCCUAGGGAGAGGGGCACUUUUGGUAUUAUAUAAUUAGUUAGUUUUAAUUAUAACUUGAAGAAUAAGCUAGGGAGCUAGGGAGAAAAUAUCUCUAUAAAUAGAAUGGAAUAGGGAGAGAAAAAGGAUGUUGAAUAUUGAGUGGUAUUUUGAGUGAACUUUUAAGAGUUCUUUGGGAGAGAGCAAGCCUCUCGAAAGCUUGUAAACACUAUAUCUAUUUUACUGUUUUUUUUUCCAGAAAAUCAUCAAUCAAGUCCAUUUUACUUCUUAA
Messenger RNA from Beta vulgaris subsp. vulgaris (sugar beet), 3641 nucleotides. Its product is annotated as twinkle homolog protein, chloroplastic/mitochondrial. Bases 95 to 2239 code for a protein of 714 amino acids. NCBI's taxonomy places the organism in Eukaryota, Viridiplantae, Streptophyta, Magnoliopsida, Caryophyllales, Amaranthaceae. Gene Ontology annotation, molecular function: single-stranded DNA binding; ATP binding; 5'-3' DNA helicase activity. The record is from RefSeq and is a predicted model, not a curated record. The transcript has 22 exons. Gene Ontology annotation, biological process: DNA replication.